This is a messenger RNA of Populus trichocarpa (black cottonwood), 3770 nucleotides long. RefSeq names its product putative pentatricopeptide repeat-containing protein At1g12700, mitochondrial. The transcript has 5 exons. NCBI's taxonomy places the organism in Eukaryota, Viridiplantae, Streptophyta, Magnoliopsida, Malpighiales, Salicaceae. The coding region runs from base 412 to 2184 and encodes 590 amino acids. Gene Ontology annotation, molecular function: protein binding. The record is from RefSeq and is a predicted model, not a curated record.
GUAGCUCAGUGGGCUUGGCAGGCUUUGCACUGCUUGAGUUUCCUGGUUCGAGCUCUCAUGUGUACCCAGCACAUGAGGGUUUAACUGUUGUGGUCUAUCGUGGACUUGUUCCGUCCCCUUCCCGGGUUCGACCCUCUAUAUACACGCCUGUCAUCCCCGCGGUGCCUUACCUGCUCCUGGGCUUGCAGGAUGUCCAGUGGGCUGUGGGGAAUAGUCGUGGUGCGCGUAAACUGGCCCGGACACCCCAAGUGAAUUAAAAAAAAAAAAAAAAUACAGUUUUUGAUAAAAAAGAAGGAAAAGAUUUGAGGCGAAACGUUACCGUUUCAGCCUAGGUUAAGCCUUUUCUCCCCUUCCUUCUUCUCUUCCCUGUUUUAGCCGUUCACCUCAGUCUCCCUACUUCAAGUGGUGAAGAUGAUGGCGAUGGCAAUGAAGCGGCAAAGGGUUUUAAUGGCUAUUUCUUCUUCUUCUUCAGCUUCAAUCCUUUUUGGACUUGCUUCUCAGAGAAGCCAAACUGAAAUGGGUAUGGCUUUCUUUCUUCAUACUUCCAGUGGUAGUGGUAGGCAAAAGUGCCAAAAGGGGUGUUCUUUUACUAAUAUUGAAGAUGCCUUGUGUCGCUUCAAUGACAUGGUUCAUAUGCAUCCCCUGCCUCGUAUUGUCGAUUUUAAUGAUUUUUUAUCAGCUCUUGUCAGAAUCAAACAAUAUGGGGCUGUGCUUUCUUUUUCCAAACAAAUUGAAUUGCUGCUGAUCGAACGUAACGUAUGUCAUUUUAGCAUAUUGAUUAAUUGCUACUGUCGCUUGCAACGUGUCGAUUUUGGGUUCUCUGUCUUUGGGAAGAUCAUUAAGCUUGGUUUUGAACCUAAUGUUGUGGUUUUUUCUACUUUAAUUAAUGGCCUUUGUAUCGAGGGGAAAUUUGCUCGUGCUGUGGAAUUUUUUGAUGAGAUGGUGGAAAGAGGAUAUCGACCUAAUCUACAUACUUAUACGACGGUUAUAAAAGGUUUGUGUAAGAUUGGAAAGACCCCUGUCGCUGUUGAACUGCUAAAGAAAAUGGACAAUGAAGGUUGCCAACCAGAUGUUGUGACAUACAUAACGAUUAUUGAUAGCCUUUGCAAGGAUAGACUAGUGAAAGAGGCUUUCGAUAUCUUCUCUGCGAUGAAGGGUAAAGGGAUUCAACCAAAUGUUGUCAUUUACAAUUCCUUAAUGCAUGGCCUAUGCAACUCAGACCAUCAGGAAGAGGCUCCAGCUUUUGUCAAUGAAAUGAUGAGUUUGAACAUCAUGCCAGAUGUCAUUACCUUCAACAUUUUGGUCGAUACACUUUGUAAAAAAGGCAAGAUUUCAGAGGCUCAGGGAAUAGUCAAGACAAUGAUUGAAAAGGGUGUGGAGCCUAAUACCGUGACGUAUAGUUCGUUGAUGAAUGGAUAUCUUCUGCAAAACAGAGUUUCUGAAGCUAGAAAGGUAUUUGAUGCGAUGAUGACCAAGGGCUGCAUACCUGAUGCUUUUAGUUACAACGUCUUAAUCAAUGGAUGUUGUAAGGCCCAGAGGAUUGAUGAGGCAAAACAACUUUUUGAUGAAAUAAGUUUUCGAGGCUUAAUUCCAAAUACUGCUAGUUACAACACUCUUAUAAAUGGCUUGUGUCAAGUAGGGAGAAUUUUGGAAGCAAAAUAUCUUUUCAAGGAUAUGCAUGCCCAGGGCUGCUCCCCAGAUCUAAUAACUUACUCAAUUUUGCUUGAUGGCUUAAGCAAACAAGGUUACAUUGAUGAGGCAUUGGAACUAUUUCGAGAAAUGCAAAAUAGUUACUUGAAGCCUAAUUUGGUGAUCUAUAAUAUCUUAAUUGAUGCCAUGUGCAAAUCUGGGAAGCUUGAAGAAGCAAGGGAGCUGUUUUCGGAACUCUACGUCAAAGGAUUGCUGCCUAAUGUUCAGGUUUGGACUACAAUAAUCAGUGGACUUUGCAGAGAAGGAUUGCUAGAUGAAGCAUGCACAGCUCUCAGACAAAUGGAAAGGGAUGGCUGCCCACCAGAUGGUUGGUGCUACAAUGUUAUUGUCCGAGGAUUUCUCCGGAACAACGAUGCAUCAGGGGCAAAACAACUUUUGCAGGAAAUGUUUGAUAGAGGAUUCUCUGCAGAUGCCCACACCAGAACCUUGAUGGGAGAUCUGUUGUCUAAUGAUGUCAUGGCAAUCUUGGUUUGAAAAAGUUGCUUGGCGAAUCUGAAUGUUGUCAAGGCAGGAUAAGACCCAUCUGGUGGAAAAGGAGAAAUGAGAGAAGAAUAUGCAAAAUUAGUCAUGUAUGGAACACAAACUCUGACUUGCCUAUGCAAAUCUGUUUAUUGCAUUAGAUGAAAGAAUCAGUUUUGAGUCCUUGGAAAGCAGCAUGUACUUCUAAUUUGAAGUAUUCACCCUCUAUUUAGAUGCUAUGUUAUUGAGGUGAUAUGACAUUUUUUCAUGUAGCAUUACUCAUAUUUGCAUUUAUCUUCCAAGAGUCCUUGUGGUAGUUAGGUUUUACAAGUUUGGAACUUGGAUGUGUUCGUCAAAUGAUCCAUUAUUGAGAUUUCAAAGAUUAGUUGCUAUGAUAUGGUCUCCUGAUCUCGAUUCUAUAUUGAGUUAUAUUUGACAAAGAUUUUAUUCACAAAAAGUGUCUAAGGUCUGCAAAUGUCACUCUUCACUCCAGAUUCUGGAAGAUAGACCAAUUUCAGAACUCAAAUUCAUGUGCUUUUUUUCUACCUGGAAAUUAUCUCAAGUUCUACAAUGCCAUAAAAAGUGCCUAUCCUGACAUCAAAAUAAUCACAAACUGUAAUGAGUCUUAUUCUUUGGAUCACCCAGCUGAUUCCCAUGAUUUUCAUGUAAACAUCCUGUCACAAUAGCUUUGUUUUCUUUCUGUUUAGCAGUAUUGUACUUGUGCAUAUUUUUAUUGGGCAGAAAACACAAUUGUAAUCCUCUUUUAUUCUUUAAACUAGAUUUAUACAUCAUCCAGCAACCUGUUUUCUAUGACUCAUCAGUUUGAUCGCACAUCUGGCACUGGUCCUGAGGCUUUUGUGAGUGAGGAUGUGUGAGUGGAAACGAUGCGUGCACAGGAAGUCUUUUAGCUGCACUCACUGAAGCUGGAUUCCUCACUGAGCUGGAAAAGAACAGGUUUGUCAUGGCUGAAGUAUCCUUUUGUGUUUUCAUACUCAUCAUGAAAAUUCGAGGAGGGCUUUAUUUCUCCAUUGCAGCGAUAUUGUGGAGAUGGCAAGCUAUGCACCACUUUUGGUGAAUUACAAUGAUAGGAGGUGGGCUCUAGAUGCAAUUGCCUUCAACUCGUCAAAGCACUAUGGAACUCCGAACUACUGGGUGCCAAAGUUCUUCAUAGAGUUGAGUGGAGCAACUCUUUUUGAUGCUAAGCUACAGACAAAUUUCUCUACACUUGUUGCAUCUGCAAUUACUUGGCAAAAUUCUAAUGGUGAAACUUACCUGAAAAUAAAGGUACGCGAAUACCAGCAUAGCUUGCAGUGAUCAUGUCCUAAACACCAAUUAUAAGUUUUUAUCCUUGUUUUAGGUCAAUGCUGCAUGUUUGAAUCCCUUUCGAAUUUAACAAAUAUGGCAUAAUCCAUUGAGUCAACUUUUGUGGUCCUCACAGCAUAACAUGCUGCUGCUGGUUGACAACAAACUCAAACACAUGUAAAAUCGAGUUGUAAGAGUUUCUGUUUGAGUUUUUUCAGCCAACUUCUUACUUUCUGGGAAAUGUAAUUUCAGGUCGUGAAUUUUUGGAAUAGUAAAGUGAAUCUCUAAGUUUCUAUUAA